CCUAAACUUUACUGGUGGUUGGAGAACUUGCUCUUGUAGCCAUCAGCCUACGCUGAGAUAGACAGUCCCCAACUGGGCCAACUUCCACCGGUUCUGCAGUUCUGGUCCCGAGUCCUUCAGCUCUCCUCGCUCAUUCGUGACAUCGCCUCAGGUUGUGUACUUUUCCAUCAUGAUGGAAGAUUCGUCAGAGCAGUCCCACUGGGUGUCUCCAGCUCUCCUCAGCUCGGACCCUCUAGCCGGUUUCUCCUCGGAUCCCGGCCUGAUGCCUCCAGGUGAAGACAGUGAGGCCUUCUUCUCCGGCCAGGACACCGACUACGGCGGCCUGCCCUCUUUCUUCCCCAGCCCGAACCACAGCCGAGCGCCUUCUUCCUACAGACACAGCUCUGUCCGAACAGUGUUCAGCUCGCCGAGUUUCCUCAGCAACUUGCAGCUGCUGGACGGGCCGUCCAACCACUCCAUGAGCUCGCCCUACAACGCCCCGGCCUCCACUUGGAGCAGCAGCCCGCUCACCAAGGCGCCGCUGCACUCGCACUCGCACACCCCGACCUCGCUCUACACCCCCGGAGUCACCUCUUCUUUUACCACCUCAAGAGAUGGAUACUCGUCCCCGGGCAGAGAGGGCAGGGAGAGCCCCCGGCUGCAGGAGGCCCUGAAGGCUGAGCGCCUGAGCCCACUGGGAGGGCCGGGGGCCAGCAACAGCUUUCUGAACCUGACCCCUGCGGCCGGGAGCAUGUACACUCCGCCAUCUCACCCGCACAUGCUGAGCCCUUACAGCUCGUACAUGAGCGGCCCGCAGGAGUACAGCUCGGCGGCCCUCUACUCCAGCCCUGGAGCGUGGAUCAGCCCCUCGUACUCCCCCAAACUCCGCAACAAGCUGCGGAUAUCCACUCCAGAGGCCAGAGAGUGCGUUAACUGUGGAGCCACAGCUACCCCUCUGUGGCGCCGGGAUGGCACAGGCCACUACCUGUGCAAUGCCUGUGGACUGUACCACAAGAUGAACGGCCAAAACAGACCUCUAAUCCGGCCCAAGAAGAGACUGAUUGUCAGCAAGCGUGCCGGCACCCUGUGUGCCAACUGCCACACCAGCACGACAACACUGUGGAGACGCAACGCCAAUGGGGAGCCUGUGUGUAACGCCUGUGGACUCUACUUUAAACUGCACAAUGUCAACCGGCCUCUCACAAUGAAGAAGGACGGCAUUCAAACUCGUAACAGAAAAGUCUCCAACAAGAACAAGAAGAGCAAGAAGGCCGCCUUGUUGGAGCAGUACUCUGAGGUGGCUCAGCCGUCCUCCCUGGACGACAACGGUGGGCCCUACUCCCUGGGCCCCGGGACUCUCCUGACCUACAGCCACGCGCCGCACCUCAUCCCCACGCCAUCUCCCCUGCACCCCUCCGCCGGCUUGCCCUACACACACCACCUCAACACUGGCAUGGUGCCCACCCUGGUGUGACGUAACCGAACAGGCCCGUGUACAUAAAUAUAUUCAGGAAUUCAGCGUGCUUGCUAGUUUGCCAGUUAUUUGCGUGGAGUUGUACAAAUCUAUUUCUACAAUGGAUGUCACGUUACCAGAGCUUUCUGUUUUUUUUUUUGUUUUUUUUUUCACUGUAUUUCAUCAUAAGAUAUAUUUUGUUGACAUUGUGUUGAUGAGAUAAAAAUCAGUCACACACUGAGGUUGCUGGGCAUAUAAACACUGAUAAGGGGGAUUCUUUCAGCUGUAAAUACAAACACAAAUCUGAUCUGACUGCCAUAUCCGUGUGACAAUCCCGAUGUUGUUUAAGCUAGUCCGGUCUUGUGCUCUGUGGGUCUGUUUUGUAUUUGCAUAUGGAUAUGAUAUAUUGAAACUCUACAGAGAAAAUAAUAAAAUGCAUGAGUUGGA
Messenger RNA from Mugil cephalus (flathead mullet), 1879 nucleotides. It is a transcript of the gene gata1a, whose product is annotated as GATA binding protein 1a. The record is from RefSeq and is a predicted model, not a curated record. Gene Ontology annotation, biological process: negative regulation of transcription by RNA polymerase II; cell fate commitment; positive regulation of transcription by RNA polymerase II. Gene Ontology annotation, cellular component: nucleus. Gene Ontology annotation, molecular function: DNA-binding transcription factor activity, RNA polymerase II-specific; zinc ion binding; RNA polymerase II cis-regulatory region sequence-specific DNA binding. The transcript has 6 exons. NCBI's taxonomy places the organism in Eukaryota, Metazoa, Chordata, Actinopteri, Mugiliformes, Mugilidae. The coding region runs from base 170 to 1453 and encodes 427 amino acids.